This is a messenger RNA of Racocetra persica, 10511 nucleotides long. The record is from the annotation of a GenBank genome assembly. Lineage: Eukaryota; Fungi; Glomeromycota; Glomeromycetes; Diversisporales; Gigasporaceae.
AAACAGCUUCUCCCGAUAAACAUAAAGACAUUGUAUCUAAACAAAAAGACGAUGGCAGCAUUGAACUUGAUGAUACAAUAUGUAAGGAAUUGAUUGCUACUAAGGAAGAAAUUAUUGAUACGAUUAAAGAGAAAAUUACUCAUCCGAAACUCCAAUUACCCGAUCUUUCAUCAAGUCUUGCAACCGCAGUUAACCUUUCAUAUCUGGAAAAUGCAGCGUCAAAAUAUAAAGGUGAUUGGGUAGAUAAAUAUAAUAAAGCUCGUGACUAUCUUUCCAAACAAAUUGGUGAUGCCGAUGCUGAAAAAGAAUUAUUAGAUUGUGCUGAUGAGUUUGUAGUUGAAAAAACUACAUAUAAAGUGAUUGACGAAAAGAAACGAGAUGUAAUUGAUCUUAAGAAAGAUGAAAUACCGAAAGAAGAAAAAUCUAAAGCUAAAGUUAAAAGCUUUAUUGGUACUCUUUAUGAUGGUGCUGCUAAACUUGAAGAUCAAAUUGAAAAAGCCCUUGGGUUUGAUCAAGAUAAAGAUAAACUUGAUGAUUAUGAGAAAGCGGAAGCACUCAUAGUCGUUGAGGAAGCAGCCUCCCCCGAAAAAUGCAAAGAAAUCGUCGCUGAUCAAAAAGAUGAUGGCUGUAUUGAAUUAAAAGAUACUGUUUGUGACGAACUAGAUGCACCUAAAGAAGAAAUUAUUAAGACAAUUCAAAAGAACAUUACUAAUCCGAAACUCAAAUUACCCGAGUCAAGUCUUGCAACUGCUAUUAAUCUUUCAUACCUUAAGAAAGCUGCACCUAAACACGAAGGUGUAUGGAAAGACAAAGCUGACAAAGCUCGUAAAUAUCUCUCGGACCAAAUAGGAGAUAAAGAUGCAGAAAAAGAACUUGAAGAAUGUGCGGAUAAUUAUGUAGUUGAUAAUUGCGUUAAGAAGGUGAUUAAAAAUAAAAAGAGAAAUGCUGUCGUUACGGUGCAGGAGUCUGCCACACCAGAAAAAUGUGAUGACAUAGUAUCUGAUCAAAAGGAUGACGGAUCUAUUGAAGUUAGUGAGACAAUUUGUAAAGAAAUAGACGUUCUAGUUACAGAUGUAGUACCUGAAGUGAAAGAAUGUACAGAAAAUCCAAAGCUUAAAUCUCCAGAAUCAGAACCAUGGUGGAAGACAGGACUUGCCACUAGCUACCUUAAUAUCGCCGCACCACAUCAUAAAAACCAAUGGGAAGAUAAAUCUAAAAAAGCUAAUGAAUUUCUUUCCAAACAAAUUGGAGAUGCUGAUGCUGAAAAAGAAUUAAAAGAUUGCACUGAUAAAUAUGUCGUUGAUAAUAUUGCUAAAAAAGUUGAAAAAGAUCAUAAGAGAACAGCUGCAAUUGUUGUUAUUCAAGAAAGAGCUUCUCCCGAUAAACAUAAGGAAAUUGUGUCUAAUCAAAAAGAAGAUGGCAGCAUUAAACUAGAUAACUCAGUAUGCAAGGAGUUAGAUACUCCUAAAGAAGAAAUUAUCAAGACCGUUAGAAAGAAUCUUACUAAUAAGAAACUUCAGUCACCCGAAUUUUCAUCGAGUCUUGAAACUGCUAUUAAUCUUUCAUAUCUGAAAAAUGCUGCGCCUAAAUAUAAAGGUGAUUGGGUAGACAAAUAUAAUAAAGCUCGUGAAUAUCUUUCUAAACAAAUUGGAGAUGCUGAUGCUGAAAAAGAAUUGUUGGAAUGUGCCGAUAAGUAUGUAGUAGAUAAAGCAGCGGAUAAAGUGAUUAAGGAACAUAAAAAAGAUGUAAUUGAUCUUAAGAAAGGUGAAAAACCUAAGGAUACAUCCUUUUUCAGCUCUAUUUAUGAAUCGGCUGCUAAACUUGGAGAAAAUAUUGAAAAAGCCCUUGGAUAUGAUAGAAGUAAACCUAAAGACUAUGAGAAAGCGGAAGCAAUUACUAUUGUUCAGGACUCGGCCUCUCCUGAAAAAUGCAAAGAAAUCGUCGCGGAUCAAAAAGAAGAUGGAAGCAUUGAAUUAAGUGAUACAGUUUGUGACGAACUAGAUGCUCCUAAAGAAGAAGUUAUUAAGACAAUUAAAAAGAACAUUACGAAUAAGAAGCUUCAAUCACCCGAAUUCUCAUCAAGUCUUGCAACUGCAGUUAAUCUUUCAUACCUUAAGAAAGCUGCAUCUAAGCAUGAGGGUGAAUGGAAAGAUAAAUAUAAUAAAGCCCGUGAAUAUCUCUCAAAACAAAUAGGAGAUAAAGAUGCCGAAAAGGAACUUGAAGAAUGCGCGGAUAAUUAUGUAGUUGAUAAUUGUAUUAAGAAGGUGAUUAAAAAUAAAAGGAGAAAUUCAGUUCGUAAGGCGCAAGAAUCUGCCACACCAGAAAAAUGCGAUGACAUAGUGUCUAGUCAAAAGGAUGACGGAUCUAUUGAAGUUAGUGAGACAAUUUGUAAAGAAUUAGACGUUCCAGUUACCGUUGUAGUAUCUGAAGUGAAAAAAUGUACACAAAAUCCGAAGCUUAGAUCUCCAGAAUCAGAAUCAUGGUGGAAGACAGCACUUGCAGUUAGCUACUUUGAUGUCGCUGCACCAAAACAUAAAAAGCCAUUGGAAGAUAAAUAUAAUAAAGCUCGUGAAUACCUUUCUAAACAGAUUGGAGAUGAGGAUGCUGCAAAAGAAUUAUUAGAUUGCACAGACCAAUAUAUAGUUGAUAACAUUACUAAAAAGGUUGAGAAAGAUCUUAAAAAAGAAGCUGCAAUUGCUAUAGUUCAAGAAUCAGCUUCUCCCGAUAAACAUAAAGAAAUUGUAUCUCAACAAAAAGACGAUGGCAGCAUUGAAAUUGAUGAUUCAAUAUGUAAGGAAUUGCAUGCUCCUAAAGAUGAAAUUAUCGAUACAAUUAAAGAGAAAGUUACUAAUCCAAAACUCAAAUUACCUGAGCAUAAAUCAAGUCUUGCAACUGCAAUUAACCUUUCAUAUCUGAAAAAUGCAGCGCCUAAAUAUAAAGAUGACUGGGAAGACAAAUAUAAUAAAGCCCGUGAAUAUCUCUCAAAACAAAUAGGAGAUAAAGAUGCCGAAAAAGAACUUGAAGAAUGUGCUGAUGAAUAUGUAAUUGAUAAAACUACAGUUAAAGUAAUUGAGGAAAAGAAACAAGAAAUAAUUGAUCAAAAUAAAGAUGAAAUACCGAAAGUAGAAGAACCUAAAGCUAAAGCUAAAAGCUUUAUCGCUGCAAUCUAUGACGGUGCUGUUAAACUUGAAGAUCAAAUUGAAAAAACCCUUGGGUUUAAUCAAGAUAAAGAUAAACUUGAUGAUCAUGAGAAAGCGGAAGCACUCAUAGUUAUUGAGGAAGCAGCCUCUCCUGAGAAAUGCAAAGAAAUCGUUGCGGAUCAAAAAGAUGAUGGUUGUAUUGAAUUAAAAGAUACUGUUUGUGACGAACUAGAUGCACCCAAAGAAGAAAUUGUUAAGACAAUUCAACCAAAGCUUCAACAUAAGAAGCUUCAACAAUUACCCAAUCUUCCAUCAAUUCUUGAAACUGCUAUUAAUCUUUCAUACCUUAAGAAAGCUGCUCCUAAACAUGAAGGUGUAUGGAAAGACAAAGCUGACAAAGCUCAUGAAUAUAUCUCAGACCAAAUAAAAGAUAAAGAUGCAGAAAAAGAACUUGAAGAAUGUGCGGAUAAUUAUGUAGUUGAUAAUUGCGUUAAGAAGGUGAUUAAAGAUAAAAAGAGAAAUGCUGUCGUUACGGUGCAGGAGUCUGCCACACCAGAAAAAUGCGAUGAUAUAGUAUCUAAUCAAAAGGACGACGGAUCCUUUGAAGUUAGUGAGACAAUCUGUAAAGAAAUAGACAUUCCAGCUACCAAAGUAGUAAAUGAUGUAAAAAAAUGUUCACAAAAUCCAAAGCUUAGAUCACCAGAAUCCGAACCAUGGUGGAAGACAGGACUUGCUACUAGCUACCUUAAUAUUGCCGCACCACAUCAUAAAAAACAAUGGGAAGAUAAAUCUAAGAAAGCUCAAGAAUAUCUCGCUAAAGAAAUUAAAAAUCCUGAUGCUGAAAAAGAAUUAAUAGAUUGCACUGAUAAAUAUGUCGUUGAUAACCUUACUAAAAAGGUUGAAAAAGAUCAUAAGAAAGAUGCUGCAAUUGCUGUUGUUAAAGAAACAGCUUCUCCCGAUAAACAUAAAGACAUUGUAUCUAAACAAAAAGACGAUGGCAGCAUUGAACUUGAUGAUACAAUAUGUAAGGAAUUGCUUGCUCCUAAGGAAGAAAUUAUUGAUACGAUUAAAGAGAAAGUUACUAAUCCAAAACUCAAAUUACCUGAGCAUAAAUCAAGUCUUGCAACUGCAGUUAACCUUUCAUAUCUGAAAAAUGCAGCGUCUAAAUAUAAAGGUGAUUGGGUAGAUAAAUAUAAUAAGGCUCGUGACUAUCUUUCUAAACAAAUUGGUGAUGCCGAUGCUGAAAAAGAAUUAAUAGAUUGUGCUGAUGAGUUUGUAGUUGAAAAAACUACAUAUAAAGUGAUUGACGAAAAGAAACGAGAUGUAAUUGAUCUCAUGAAAGAUGAAAUACCUAAAGUAGAAGAACCUAAAGCUAAAGCUAAAAGCUUUAUCGGUGCUAUCUAUGACAAUGCUGUUAAACUUGAAGAUCAAAUUGAAAAAGCUCUUGGGUUUGAUAAAGAUAAAGAUAAACCUGAUGAUCAUGAGAAAGCGGAAGCACUCAUAGUCGUUGAGGAAGCAGCCUCUCCUGAGAAAUGCAAAGAAGUCGUCGCGGAUCAAAAAGAUGAUGGUUGUAUUGAAUUAAAAGAUACAGUUUGUGAUGAAUUGGAUGCACCCAAAGAAGAAAUCAUUAAGACAAUUCAACCAAAGCUUCAACAUAAGAAGCUUCAACAAUUACCCAAUCUUCCAUCAAUUCUUGAAACUGCUAUUAAUCUUUCAUACCUUAAGAAAGCUGCUCCUAAACAUGAAGGUGUAUGGAAAGACAAAGCUGACAAAGCACGUAAAUAUCUCUCAGACCAAAUAGCAGAUAAAGAUGCAGAAAAAGAACUUGAAGACUGUGCGGAUAAUUAUGUAGUUGAUAAUUGCGUUAAGAAGGUGAUUAAAGAUAAAAAGAGAAAUGCAGUCGAAACGGUGCAGGAGUCUACCACACCAGAAAAAUGCGAUGACAUAGUAUCUAAUCAAAAGGACGACGGAUCCUUUGAAGUUAGUGAGACAAUUUGUAAAGAAAUAGACGUUCCAGUUACCAAAGUAGUAAAUGAUGUAAAAAAAUGUUCACAAAAUCCAAAGCUUAGAUCACCAGAGUCAGAACCAUGGUGGAAGACAGGACUUGCUACUAGCUACCUUAAUAUUGCCGCACCACAUCAUAAAAAACAAUGGGAAGAUAAAUCUAAGAAAGCUCAAGAAUAUCUCGCUAAAGAAAUUAAAAAUCCUGAUGCUGAAAAAGAAUUAAUAGAUUGCACUGAUAAAUAUGUCGUUGAUAACCUUACUAAAAAGGUUGAAAAAGAUCAUAAGAAAGAUGCUGCAAUUGCUGUUGUUAAAGAAACAGCUUCUCCCGAUAAACAUGAAGAAAUUGUAUCUAAACAAAAAGACGAUGGUAGCAUUGAGCUUGAUGACUCAAUAUGUAAGGAAUUGCAUGCUCAUAAAGAAGAAAUUAUUGAUACAGUUAAAGAGAAAGUUACUAAUCCAAAACUCAAAUUACCUGAGCAUAAAUCAAGUCUCGCAACUGCAGUUAACCUUUCAUAUCUAAAAAAUGCAGCGUCUAAAUAUAAAGGUGAUUGGGUAGAUAAAUAUAAUAAAGCCCGUGACUAUCUUUCUAAACAAAUUGGUGAUGCCGAUGCUGAAAAAGAAUUAUUGGAUUGUGCUGAUGAGUUUGUAGUUGAGAAAACUACAUAUAAAGUGAUUGACGAAAAGAAACGAGAUGUAAUUGAUCUUAAGAAAGAUGAAAUACCAAAAGUAGAAGAACCUAAAGCUAAAGUUAAAAGCUUUAUCGCUGCUAUCUAUGACGAUGCUGUUAAACUUGAAGAUCAAAUUGAAAAAACCCUUGGGUUUAAUCAAGAUAAAGAUAAACUUGAUGAUCAUGAGAAAGCGGAAGCACUCAUAGUUGUUGAGGAAGCAGCCUCUCCUGAGAAAUGUAAAGAAAUCGUCGCGGAUCAAAAAGAUGAUGGUUGUAUUGAAUUAAAAGAUACUGUUUGUAACGAACUGGAUGCACCUAAAGAAGAAAUUAUUAAGACAAUUCAACCAAAGCUUAAAAAUCAGAAGCUUCAAUUACCCAAUCUUCCAUCAAUUCUUGAAACUGCCAUUAAUCUUUCAUACCUUAAGAAAGCUGCACCUAAACAUAAAGAUAAAUGGGAAGACAAAGCUGACAAAGCUCGUAAAUAUCUCUCUGACCAAAUAGGAGAUAAAGAUGCAGAAAAAGAACUUGAAGAAUGUGCGGAUAAUUAUGUAGUUGAUAAUUGCAUUAAAAAGGUAAUUAAAGAUAAAAAGAGAAAUGCAGUCGUUACGGUGCAGGAAUCUACCACACCAGAAAAAUGCAAUGAAAUAGUGUCUGAUCAAAAGGAUGACGGAUCCUUUGAAGUUAGCGAGACAAUUUGUAAAGAAAUAGACAUUCCAGCUAUCAAAGUAGUAAAUGAUGUAAAAAAAUGUUCACAAAAUCCAAAACUUAGAUCACCAGAAUCAGAACCAUGGUGGAAGACAGGACUUGCCACUAGCUACCUUAAUAUCGCCGCACCAAAUCAUAAAAACCAAUGGGAAGAUAAACAUGAUAAAGCUCGUAAAUACCUUUCUGAACAAAUCAACGAUGCAGAACUUGAAAAAGAAAUAUUAGAUUGCACUGAUAAAUAUGUCGUUGAUAACAUUACUAAAAAGGUUGAAAAAGAUCAUAAGAAAGAUGCUGCAAUUGCUGUUGUUAAAGAAACAGCUUCUCCCGAUAAACAUAAAGACAUUGUAUCUAAACAAAAAGACGAUGGUAGCAUUGAACUUGAUGAUGAAAUAUGUAAGGAAUUGCAUGCUCCUAAAGAUGAAAUUAUUGAUACAGUUAAAGAGAAAGUUACUAAUCCAAAACUUAAAUUACCUGAGCAUAAAUCAAGUCUCGCAACUGCAGUUAACCUUUCAUAUCUAAAAAAUGCAGCGUCUAAAUAUAAAGGUGAUUGGGUAGAUAAAUAUAAUAAAGCUCGUGACUAUCUUUCUAACAAAAUUGGUGAUGCCGCUGCUGAAAAAGAAUUAUUAGAUUGUGCUGAUGAGUUUGUAGUUGAAAAAACUACAUAUAAAGUGAUUGACGAAAAGAAACGAGAUGUAAUUGAUCUUAAGAAAGAUGAAAUACCGAAAGAAGAACCUAAAGCUAAAGCUAAAAGCUUUUUCGGUAUUAUCUAUGACAAUGCUGUUAAACUUGAAGAUCAAGUUGAAAAAGCCCUUGGAUUUGAUAAAGAUAAACUUGAUGAUCAUGAGAAAGCGGAAGCACUCAUAAUCGUUGAGGAAGCAGCCUCUCCUGAGAAAUGCAAAGAAAUCGUCGCGGAUCAAAAAGAUGAUGGUUGUAUUGAAUUAAAAGAUACAGUUUGUGAUGAAUUGGAUGCACCCAAAGAAGAAAUUAUUAAGACAAUUCAACCAAGGAUUCAAGAUAAGAAGCUUCAACAAUUACCCAAUCUUCCAUCAAUUCUUGAAACAGCUAUUAAUCUUUCAUACCUUAAGAAAGCUGCACCUAAACAUGAAGGUGUAUGGAAAGGCAAAGCUGACAAAGCUCGUGAAUAUCUCUCAGACCAAAUAAAAGAUAAACAUGCCGAAAAAGAACUUGAAGAAUGUGCGGAUAAUUAUGUAGUUGAUAAUUGCGUUAAGAAGGUGAUUAAAGAUAAAAAGAGAAAUGCAGUCGUUACGGUGCAGGAGUCUAUUACACCAGAAAAAUGUGAUGACAUUGUAUCUAAUCAAAAGGAAGACGGGUCUAUUGAAGUUAUUGAGACAAUUUGUAAAGAAAUAGACGUUCCAGCUACUAAAGUAGUAACUGAAGUGAAAAAAGGUACACAAAAUAAGAAACUUAGAUCACCCGAAUCAGAACCAUGGUGGAAGACAGCACUUUCUCUUAGCUACCUUAAUAUCGCCGCACCACAGCAUAAAAAACAAUGGGAAGAUAAACAUGAUAAAGCUCGUAAAUACCUUUCUGAACAAAUUGGAGAUGAUGAUGCUGCAAAAGAAUUAUUAGACUGCACUGAUAAAUACGUCGUUGAUAAUAUUGCUAAAAAGGUUGAAAAAGAUCAUAAGAAAGAUGUUGCAAUUGUUGUUGUUCAAGAAUCAGCUUCUCCUGAUAAACAUAAAGACAUUGUAUCUAAACAAAAAGACGAUGGUAGCAUUGAACUUGAUGAUGAAAUAUGUAAGGAAUUGCAUGCUCCUAAAGAUGAAAUUAUUGAUACAGUUAAAGAGAAAGUUACUAAUCCAAAACUUAAAUUACCUGAGCAUAAAUCAAGUCUCGCAACUGCAGUUAACCUUUCAUAUCUAAAAAAUGCAGCGUCUAAAUAUAAAGGUGAUUGGGUAGAUAAAUAUAAUAAAGCUCGUGACUAUCUUUCUAAACAAAUUGGUGAUGUCGAUGCUGAAAAAGAAUUAUUAGAUUGUGCUGAUGAGUUUGUAGUUGAGAAAACUACAGUUAAAGUGAUUGACGAAAAGAAACGAGAUGUAAUUGAUCUCAAGAAAGAUGAAAUACCGAAAGAAGAAAAACCUAAAGCUAAAGCUAAAAGCUUUAUCGGUACUAUCUAUGACAAUGCUGUUAAACUUGAAGAUCAAAUUGAAAAAGCCCUUGGAUUUGAUAAAGAUAAAAAACCUGAUGAUCAUGAGAAAGCGGAAGCACUUAUAGUUGUUGAGGAAGCAGCCUCUCCCGAAAAAUGUAAAGAAAUCGUCGCGGAUCAAAAGGAUGAUGGUUGUAUUGAAUUAAACGAUACAGUUUGUGAUGAAUUGGAUGCCCCCAAAGAAGAAAUUGUUAAGACAAUUCAACAAAAGCUUCAAAAUAAGAAGCUUCAACAAUUACCCAAUCGUUCAUCAAUUCUUGGAACUGCUAUUAAUCUUUCAUACCUUAAGAAAGCUGCACCUAAACACAAAGGUGUAUGGAAUGACAAAGCUGAAAAAGCUCGUGAAUAUCUCUCAGACCAAAUAAAAGAUAAAGAUGCAGAAAAAGAACUUGAAGAAUGUGCGGAUAAUUAUGUAGUUGAUAAUUGUGUUAAGAAGGUGAUUAAAGAUAAAAAGAGAAAUGCAGUCGUUACGGUGCAAGAGUCUACCACACCAGAAAAAUGUGAUGACAUAGUAUCUAAACAAAAGGAUGACGGCUCUUUUGAAGUUAUUGAGACAAUUUGUAAAGAAAUAGACGUUCCAGCUACUGAUGUAGUAAAUGAAGUGAAGGAAUGUACAGAAAAUCCAAAGCUUAAAUCACCAGAAUCAGAACCAUGGUGGAAGACAGGACUUGCCACUAGCUACCUUAAUAUCGCCGCACCACAUCAUAAAAACAAAUGGGAAGAUAAAUCGAAGAAAGCUCAAGAAUACCUCGCUAAAGAAAUUAAAAAUCCUGAUACUGAAAAAGAAUUAAUAGAUUGCACUGAUAAAUAUGUCAUUGAUAAUAUUGCUAAAAAGGUUGAAAAAGAUCAUAAGAAAGAUGCUGCAAUUACUGUUAUUCAAGAUUCAGCUUCCCCCGAUAAACAUAAAGACAUUGUAACUAAACAAAAAGAUGAUGGCAGCAUUCAACUAGAUGACACAGAAAAUAUAAUUGAUACAAUUAAAAAUAACAUUACUCAUCCCAAACUUCAAUUGCCCCAACUUCCAUCAAUUCUUGAAACUGCUUUAAAUCUCUCAUAUCUGAAAAAUGCUGCGCCUAAACAUAAAGGUGAUUGGGUAGACAAAUAUAAUAAAGCUCGUGAUUACAUUUCUAAACAGAUUGGAGAUGCUGAUGCCGAAAAAGAAUUGUUAGAUUGUACUGAUAAUUAUGUAGUUGAUAAAGCAACGGAUAAAGCGAUUGAGGACCAUAAAAAGGAUGUAGUUGACGUUGUAACCGAACAAAUUAGCAAACAUGAUGCUCUUGCUACGGCUCAAGAAUCGGCCUCUCCUGAUAAGUGUAAAGAAAUUGUAUCUAAUCAAAAAGAUGAUGGUUCCAUUGAAUUAGGUGAUACAGUAUGCGAUGAAUUAGCUGUUCCUAAAGAAGAAAUUAUCCCCACGAUCCAAGAGAAAGUCACUCACGAGAAGCUCAAAUCAUCACCCCCGUCAUUAUUCUCAACUGCUAUCGUUCUUUCUUAUCUUAAAAAACUCGCACCUAAACAUAAAGACCAUUGGAAAGACCAAUAUGAUAAAGCAUGUGACUAUAUCUCUAAAACAGUAGGUGAUGCUGAUGCUGAAAAGGAAUUAUUAGACUGCACUGAUAAACAUGUAAUUGAUAAAGCAAUUGAAAAAGUGCAACAAGAAGAUGAACCAAUCGCCAAACAUUACAAGACGACCCAAACUCUUAUUCUCGAUAAACAUAUCGAGGACAUCAUUUCAGAUAAAGAACCAGAUCAAAAGGAAAAGGAAGCCGCAUUUAUCACUAUUCAGGAUCGUGUUACUCCCGAACACGUGAUGAUGGUUGUAUCGAACUAA